AUGGCCUUGGGAAAGAAGAAAGAUGCCUCUCUCGUAGGACAUGUCUCAGGACAGUCAAACAAGCCCCUCUCCAAGCCCGCCUAUGCCCUCACCUAUCAAGAGGUCCUCGACGAACUCGGAUGUCACGGCGAUGAUGGCUUGACCACCGCUGAAGCCAAAGCCCGUCAUGACGAGUUUGGCAACAAUGACCUUGGGAAAGAUAAGGGCGUCCAGCCCGGCAAGAUCCUCCUGCGCCAGGUCGCCAACGCCAUGACAUUGGUCCUGAUCUUAGGAAUGGCCGUCAGUUUUGGCAUCAAGUCCUGGAUUGAGGGUGGGGUCGUUGCCGCCAUCAUCAUCAUCAACAUUGUCGUCGGUUUCUGGCAGGAAUUCCAGGCGCAGAAGACCAUGGAUUCUCUCAGAUCGCUCAGUUCGCCUACCGCCAAUGCUGUCCGCGACGGAAAGACCGUCACUAUCCCCACCGCUGAGAUUGUCCCUGGCGACAUGGUAGAAAUGAAGACUGGUGACACGAUCCCAGGUGACGUUCGUCUCAUUGAAGCCGUUAACUUCGAAACUGACGAAGCUCUCCUCACCGGCGAGUCUCUCCCUGUUUUGAAGGAUGCUGAUGCUAUCUUCCCCGUCCCCACCGGCCCUGGCGAUCGCCUGAAUGUCGCUUACAGCUCCUCCACUGUCACCAAGGGCCGUGCCAGAGGUGUCGUAUACGCAACCGGCUUGUACACGGAAAUUGGCUUCAUUGCCUCGUCUCUGCGCAACUCGGACAAAAAGAAGAGGGAAGUCAAGCGAAAUGAGAAAGGAAAAGCUGGGCUCCAUCGAUAUGCUCAGGCCUGGGGGCUAACUGCGGGCGAUGCCAUUGGGCACUUCCUGGGGGUCAACAUUGGCACUCCCCUCCAAAAGAAGCUGUCCCGCCUGGCACUGCUGCUUUUCGGAAUUGCCGUUGUCUGCGCCGUCAUUGUCAUGGCCGCCAACAAAUUCUCCAACAAUCAGGAAGUCGUCAUCUACGCUGUGGCUACUGGCCUGAGUAUGAUUCCUGCUUCUCUCAUCGUCGUCUUGACAAUCACAAUGGCUGCCGGAACAAAACGCAUGGUGGAGAGGCACGUCAUUGUCCGCAACCUGAAGUCUCUGGAGGCUCUAGGAGGUGUUACUGAUAUCUGUUCGGAUAAAACCGGCACACUUACUCAGGGCAAAAUGGUCGUCAAGAGGGCUUGGAUUCCCGCAAAGGGCACUUAUGGCGUUGGAAACACGAAUGAGCCCACAAACCCCACCGUCGGCGACCUCACCUUUACCGCGAAGCCACCAAAGGAGGUAGAUUUCGAGAAGAUUGAGCAAGCCCACCGCAGUGAGGAUCUCCUGAACAACAACGACGAUCUGCUCGAGUUCCUGAAGAUUGCGUCGCUUGCCAACUUGGCCCAUGUUCAUCAAAUGGAGGACGGUUCCUGGACAGCCCGUGGUGACCCUACCGAAAUUGCUAUUCAGGUUUUCGCCUCUCGCUUUCAUUGGAAUCGCCUCAGCCUUACACAAGGUGAAAAGCCGCAGUGGAAGCAACUAGCUGAAUUCCCGUUCGAUUCCGACGUGAAGAAGAUGUCCGUAAUCUAUGAACACGAAGAGACCGGAAAGAAGUUCGUCUUCACCAAGGGCGCUGUGGAACGUGUCAUCUACUCUUGCCCACGUUAUUUCCCGAAAGACAGCGAGACGCCCGCUGAUUUGACUGACGAGGUCCGUGAGGAUAUUCUCGUCAACAUGGAAGCAUUGGCCCGUCAAGGUCUCCGUGUUUUGGCGCUGGCGAGCAAGGAUUACGAAGGCGAGGUCGCCAAAAACCAGGAGAUCAGCCGUGAUGGCGUAGAGGACAACCUGACCUUCCGUGGUCUCGUCGGUCUUUACGACCCGCCCCGCCCUGAAUCCGCUCGCUCGGUGCGCUCUUGCCAGAGGGCUGGCAUUACAGUCCACAUGCUUACUGGUGAUCACCCUGGCACGGCUCGAGCCAUUGCGGCGGAAGUCGGUAUUCUGCCCUCCCAUAUGUAUACUCUGGCAAAGGAUGUCAGUGACGCCAUGGUUAUGACAGCAAGCCAGUUCGACGCUCUUUCGGACGAUGAGAUUGACCAGUUGCCUCUCCUGCCCCUGGUCAUCGCCCGUUGCGCUCCUAACACAAAGGUGCGGAUGAUUGAAGCCCUGCACCGCAGGAAGGCAUUCGCUGCUAUGACUGGUGAUGGUGUCAAUGACUCUCCCUCUCUCAAGCGCUCUGACGUCGGUAUCGGUAUGGGAACUGGUUCCGAUGUCGCCAAAGACGCAUCCGAUAUCGUCCUUUCCGACGACAACUUCGCCUCAAUUCUAAACGCUAUUGAAGAGGGUCGCCGCAUGUUUGACAACAUCCAGAAAUUCAUUCUGCAUUUGCUCGCGCAGAACGUUGCUCAAGCCGUUACUUUGCUGGUUGGUCUCGCUUUCAAGGAUCAGAACAACCUGUCCGUGUUUCCUCUCUCCCCUGUAGAAGUCAUGUGGAUCAUCAUGGUUACCUCUGGUCUCCCGGAUAUGGGUCUGGGCUUUGAAGUGGCGGCGCCCGAUGUUCUCAAGCGCCCCCCUCAGGAUCUCAAACGUGGCGUCUUCACCCUCGAGGUCAUGCUCGACAUGGUGGUCUAUGGCUUGUGGAUUGCGGCCCUCUGUCUAGCCGGCUUCGUCCUCGUCCUUUACGGUUGGGGCAAUGGCGAUCUCGGCGACAAUUGCAACGAGCACUACACAUAUCGCUGCGACACCGUGUUCCGCGCACGAGCGACAUGUUUCGCCUGUCUCACCUGGUUCUCCCUCUUUUUGGCGUGGCAGAUGGUUGACAUGCGCCGGUCUUUCUUCCGCAUGCAGCCGGGUUCCAAUAAGUACUUCACGCAGUGGUUCCACGAUGUCUGGCGGAACAAGUUCCUUUUCUUCGCCAUCAUAGCCGGCUUCAUCACCAUUUUCCCUGUUCUCUACAUCCCUGUCAUCAACGAGACUGUCUUCAAGCACAAGGGAAUCAGCUGGGAGUGGGGAAUCGUAUUCGUCAACACGUUUUUGUUCUUCCUGGGUGUCGAGUCUUGGAAGUGGGCCAAGCGCGUGUAUUUCCGCAGGCAGGACAAGAAGAAGGGCGUUCGCAGGGGAAGCAUCGAUCUCGAGACUCGUGUUUUCGAGAGAUAUCUGUCCCAGGGCGUGUCCGUUGAUGAGGAGAAGCAAUAAUGUGGAAGCCAGCUGUUAGCGAAUGGCUGUCUUGGUUUCGGUUUCGAAUUGCAUGGAAGUAAUGGUAUGAUACCCCUCUCCGGAUGGUGAGAGGUAGUUUGAGGGGGAUCGCGAGGCGGAUACCACGAAACGGCGGCUCAACCUGACAGUUGAAGGAAAGGCGCGGAGUAGAGGGGAAUUGGAGGCCUGUAUAGCGCAAGGUCCUUCUGAUGAGGGUGCGGAAGCAUGUUGCGGAAGCAUGUUGCGGAAGCAUGUUGAAGGGCCUAACGUAGAGCCGUUAUUCAUGAGCGGGGUCUGGUGCUACAUCUACGCGAUAUAUCCAAUAUGACCUAACACUGAUCGACU
Molecule: messenger RNA, 3537 nt
Organism: Westerdykella ornata
Lineage: Eukaryota; Fungi; Ascomycota; Dothideomycetes; Pleosporales; Sporormiaceae
Product: sodium P-type ATPase-like protein
Exons: 5
Coding region: 1-3192 (1063 amino acids)
Biological process (GO): intracellular calcium ion homeostasis; calcium ion transmembrane transport
Cellular component (GO): plasma membrane
Molecular function (GO): P-type calcium transporter activity; ATP binding; ATP hydrolysis activity
Source: RefSeq, a predicted model, not a curated record